CCCUCAGUCCGAGCUUGUCUCUGACGCACCGCGAUCUUGAUCAUCCCUGUUUCCCCCUUUUCCGGGCUGUCCCGAAGCCGCCGGCAGGUGACUGAAUCCAGCUUGGGGGUUGAUGAGCGCCGGGUGGGCGGGCGCCGGCCACUUGCGCUGCGGCGGGCCAGAGGAGAGAGCGCGCUCCUGUCGCCCCUGCGCCCGCAGAGCAUAGGCCCCACGCACUCGCCCGUCAGCGCCCCGCCCGAGGCCCUCCCCUUCGGGCUGGAAGCGGCAGAGGACCCCUGCCCGGGACGAGGUCUGUGGCGACGCCGACAGCCAGGGUCGAGGCCCGACCUCUCAAAGACCUUGCUCUGCGGCCUCGACUCUUCCCAUUCGCCCGCUCGCCCGUGAGGCCCUACCCGGCAGCCUGGGGCUGGGCGCUCAGCACCUAGGGGGCGCGGGGGCCGGGGAUGGGGCGCGGGAACUGGGCCUAUUUUCCGUACGGAGGCGGCACCGCUGACCUCCUAGCCUCAGCGGGGUGUCUGGCGGGGUCGCCGGGGGCGAGGAGCAGAGCACGGGCGGAGCUGCCCCGGAGCCCCACCCCAUCCAGCCCGCUGCCUCGCCCUGCCCCGCCCCAACCGGGAUCGGGGUGUGGUCCCGAGUUUCUACCGUGGCUUCCAGCUUUGCGUCCAGCUCCCAGGAACCUUCCAACGCCCGCAGCCCGUUUCCUGGAAACGGUGCAGGCCGCGCGCCUCGCUUUCCCUCAGCCGGCCUGGCCCGCGAGAACGUUCUGACGCCCCCGGGGAACGCCUUCCACCGCGCGACACUGUCCAGGGAACGCUCUUAUCAUCCCUCGUUGCCAACUGCAGAGCAGCGGCGGGGAGCAUGCAGGACUACGACGAGGUGACUGCCUUCCUGGGCGAGUGGGGGCUCUUCCAGCGCCUCAUCUUCUUCCUGCUCAGCGCCAGCAUCAUCCCCAACGGCUUCAACGGUAUGUCAGUCGUGUUCCUGGCGGGGACCCCGGAGCACCACUGUCGGGUGCCGGACACAGCGAACCUGAGCAGCGUGUGGCGCAACCACAGCCUCCCGCUGCAGCUGCAGGACGGCCGCAAGGUGCCUCACAGGUGCCGCCGCUACCGGCUCGCGACGAUCGUCAACUUCUCGGCGCUCGGGCUGGAGCCGGGGCGCGACGUGGACCUGGAGCAGCUGGAGCAAGAGGGCUGCCUGGAUGGCUGGGAGUUCAACCAGGACAUCUACCUGUCCACCAUCGUGACCGAGUGGAGUCUGGUGUGUGAGGAUGAUUGGAAGACGCCCCUUACUACCUCCCUGUUCUUCGUAGGCGUGCUCCUCGGCUCCUUUGUGUCUGGGCAGCUGUCAGACAGGUUUGGCAGAAAGACCAUCCUCUUCGCAACCAUGGCUGUGCAGACUGGCUUCAGCUUCCUGCAGAUUUUUUCCAUCAACUGGGAGAUGUUCACCAUGUUAUUUGUCAUCGUCGGCAUGGGCCAGAUCUCCAACUAUGUGGUGGCCUUCAUACUAGGAACAGAAAUUCUUGGCAAGUCAGUUCGUAUUAUAUUCUCUACGUUAGGCGUGUGCACAUUUUUUGCAGUUGGCUACAUGCUGCUGCCGCUGUUUGCUUACUUCAUCAGAGACUGGCGGAUGCUUCUGCUGGCGCUGACGGUGCCGGGGGUGCUGUGCUUCCCGCUGUGGUGGUUUAUUCCUGAAUCUCCCCGGUGGCUGAUAUCCCAGAGAAGAUUUAGAGAAGCUGAAGAUAUCAUCCAAAAAGCUGCAAAAAUGAACAAUGUAGCUGCCCCAGUGGUGGUUUUUGAUCCUGUGGAGGAGCUAACCCCCGUGAAGCAGCAGAAAGUUUUCAUUCUGGACCUGUUUAGGACUCGGAAUAUUGGCACAAUAACAAUUAUGUCCUUGCUGCUAUGGAUGCUCACCUCAGUAGGUUACUUUGCUCUGUCUCUCAACACUCCUAAUUUACAUGGAGAUGCCUACCUGAACUGUUUCUUCUCUGCCUUGAUUGAAGUUCCAGCUUACAUUACAGCCUGGCUGCUACUUCGAACCCUACCCAGGCGUUAUAUCAUAUCUGGAGUACUGUUCUUGGGAGGAGGUGUGCUUCUUUUAAUUCAACUGGUGCCUGCAGAUUACAACUUCUUGUCCAUUGGUCUGGCCAUGUUAGGAAAAUUCGGGAUCACCUCUGCCUUCUCCAUGCUGUACGUCUUCACUGCAGAGCUCUACCCAACCCUGGUCAGGAACAUGGCUGUGGGGGUCACAUCCAUGGCCUCCAGAGUGGGCAGCAUCAUUGCUCCCUACUUUGUUUACCUUGGUGCUUACAACAGAGUUCUGCCCUACAUCCUCAUGGGAAGCCUGACUGUCCUGAUUGGAAUCAUCACUCUUCUCUUCCCUGAAAGUUUUGGAAUGACUCUACCAGAGACCUUAGAGCAGAUGCAGAAAAUGAAAGGGUUCAGAUAUGGGAAAAAAACAAAAGAUUCAGUGGAGAAAGAAGAAAAUCCCAAAGUUCUAAUAACUUCAUUCUGAUAAAAUUCCCACCCUAUUUGGUGAACUGAAAAACAGAUCCUAAGACUAUGAAGACACUAAAGCCUUUCCUGAUGAAAUGGACUGCCUAUGAAGAUUAACACUAAAAUGGACCUUGCUAUUAAGAAAUGCUUGUCAUAUGGCAAACUCUGGACCACGCUUACAGAUAAGCUCCUUAUUUUAAAAAACAAACCAUUUCCAGAAAAUCCUCCGUACUAAUUAAUUCGAUGAAAUGGGUUUGCAGGAUUUUUACAAAACGUGUUGGUCAAGGACUGGUAAAUCCAUAUAAAGAUUAACAUGCAUUUCCAAAUACAAAUACUAUCCAAAUUUUUAAAGAAGUCAUUGAAUUAACACAACUAUCAGGCUUGGGUGUGUGUGUGUGAGUGAGUAAACCAGCAAGUUCAAAAUUACAGUAGUUUUUGAAGUGAACUCAUACACUGCUGUAGCCAAAUGAUUAUAAGGAGUAUUCCUAUCCAGGAAAUUUUAUAUACUACUUUGAGAGGAAUUGAUGGCAGAUUUUAAUAGCAUUUUACAAGUGAAAUGCAGCAAGAGAUCAAGUAGCCUGGCUCAGAUGGCCUGUCAGCCUUUAAGAAGGGAACCAAGGCAGUUCCUAGCUGCAAUUUCAGCAGCUAUGGCUCACAGCCUGUUGAAUGGUCCACAUUUGUGCUCUCUGUGAACACUUGACUAAGCUUUCUGUUCACUAAGACUGGUUUAAGAGACCUUUUUUUGGUAAAUAGAGAAUCAGGAAAACUGCAAACUAGUUAGAUUGGUAGAGGUGGUUUGUGUGCCCCAUAGCCAAGAGGGGUCAGCACCCAGGAAGAAGGCUGUCCAAGCCAAGAAUCUGGAGAGCCUUUUAAAACAGUUCUUUCCCUUAAUACAUCCCUUCCUAAAUCUGGUAUGCAGUUGUAUCCUCUUCAACCAGGGGUGCAUCUGGUUCCAGGAAUGAGCAAGGUAAAAGGUAAAAGCCACUAAUGGGAUAAUGUAUUAGCAUAAACUCAGAAGAUGAGUGUCAGCUCUGUGUCUCAUCACAUUUUAGGCAUGCUGACAUGAAAACAUAGCAAGAAGUUCGUCCUGGAGACCUGGGCAGCAUGCUUUCACCAAGGGCGGCUCCUUUUGGAGCAGCACGUGACAAGCUACUGACCCUUUAACAUAUCAGUGCAAUGGUGCACCUGUAGAAUAGGCAGCCACUAGUUUUUAAUAUGCUGCUUGGUGGCAUCAUCUCCUAAAAUUAAUUAUCCCCAAAUGUAAAUAUUCACUAUCUAAAUAUUUUUCAAAGGAACCUUUGAUGUAACAUCUUGGUAAACAAUCCUUAUUUCUUUAAGAUCUUUAUCUGGAACUUUUCUGAUUAACUCAGAAUUUUUCUUUAUAUUGCCAUAUUUCUAACACAUAUUUUAUAUCCUACUGACACAUUGAUCCCACCUUUUGAUUGUUACUUUAAAAUCCAGUAGAAUAUCUUAGAAUAGUUUAUGCUUUGUCAUUGGGGACUCAGGUGCACAGCUUCAUCCACCCAGUGCCUUUAUCUUCCCCACUGAUGCGGCCUGUCUGGAUCACCUUUCCACCUACCCUGCCAGACAGUAGUAGCUGCCUGUCCUGCAAAGAACAGGCCCUGCUGCCUUUCAGGAAGCGCUCCUUGAACUUCCUUCCCACCAGCAGCGACUGUUCACUCCUCUGUGCUCUUCUGGUACUUGUUACCUUCACUCAGUUGGGCUCUUGUCUAGUUGUCCCCCCCGACACACAACAUGUCUAUAAGCCUCCAGGAGGCCAGGGACCUAACUUUGCUUAUCUUUUUAUCCGUUGCAGUGCUGCUUACUGUAGUGCUUUCUUGCAUGUAACAGGCAUUUGAGGAUAUUCAUUUUAAUUAAAAUAUUUUGUAACAC
Messenger RNA from Delphinapterus leucas (beluga whale), 4388 nucleotides. It is a transcript of the gene SLC22A4, whose product is annotated as solute carrier family 22 member 4. Gene Ontology annotation, biological process: transmembrane transport; carnitine transport. Gene Ontology annotation, cellular component: membrane. Gene Ontology annotation, molecular function: ATP binding; transmembrane transporter activity. NCBI's taxonomy places the organism in Eukaryota, Metazoa, Chordata, Mammalia, Artiodactyla, Monodontidae. The record is from RefSeq and is a predicted model, not a curated record.